This is a messenger RNA of Periophthalmus magnuspinnatus, 6475 nucleotides long. It is a transcript of the gene pkn2a, whose product is annotated as protein kinase N2a. The transcript is spliced from 23 exons. The record is from RefSeq and is a predicted model, not a curated record. NCBI's taxonomy places the organism in Eukaryota, Metazoa, Chordata, Actinopteri, Gobiiformes, Gobiidae. Bases 335 to 3274 code for a protein of 979 amino acids. Gene Ontology annotation, molecular function: protein serine/threonine kinase activity; ATP binding; small GTPase binding. Gene Ontology annotation, biological process: protein phosphorylation; signal transduction.
GUGAAGUUUGUGGGUCACAUGUGCAGCUGUGUGUCCGGGGCAGAGAGGCUCUUCUGGGCGGGCGUCUCCACUUUAACCACCGCCUCUUUUCUCCAACUGCACUGGGACAGUUCUCAUCCGAGCUCCGGUUUACCCUCCUCCGGCCUGAGCCACUGCGGGACCGCGAUCAACAAGUGUGAACACGGCAUGGGAAGGCUUUUGUGCCCGAGAUGAACGUCUCUCCGCGGAAAUCAGACGCUUGUUUGAGUCGAAAGCGAGGGAAAACUAAAGCGAGCCUUGUUUUUGGACUUCCAGGCUGCUCCCCGUAGGAUUUGAUUCAAAGGCGAAAACCAAGAUGGCCGCCGAUUCCGUGCAGGGGGACUCUCGGGGGCAGAUGGUGGCCGAGCGUCUUGGUUUGGGCCAUAACUUGGACCUGUCCGACACCAUGGUCCAACAGAAGCUGGACGAGAUCAAGGAGCAGAUCCGCAGAGAGAUCCGCAAAGAGCUCAAGAUCAAGGAAGGAGCCGAGAACCUGCGAAAGGUCACCACAGACAAGAAGAGCCUGGCGUAUGUGGACAACAUGCUAAAAAAGUCCAACAAAAAGGUGGAGGAGCUUCACCAGGAGCUGCAGGAGCUGAACGCACACAUUGUGGUCAAAGACCCGGAGGAGCUGCUAGAAUGCCCUUUGACUCCGGACACGCCAAACAGCGAGGCACGGAUGUGCACGACCAACAGCCGCCUGGCCGCUCUGAAGAAGCAGAUUGACAUCGAACUUAAAGUGAAGCAGGGAGCAGAGAACAUGAUCCACAUGUACUCCAACGGAUCCUCCAAGGACCGUAAGCUGCUGGCUACAGCACAGCAGAUGCUCCAGGACAGUAAAAUGAAGAUCGAAUUCAUCCGGAUGCAGAUACUUAAAGCCACUCAGACCAAUGAGCUCAGCUUCGACAACAACGAUGCCAUGGACAAACCGUUCAUCAGCCCACUGGACCUGCGUGUGGAGGAGCUGUGUCACCACGCCCGGAUCGAGUCGGCUGUGGCCGAAGGAGCCAAGAAUGUCAUGAAGCUGCUGGGCACUGGGAAAGUCACAGAGAAGAAGGCACAUUCAGAGGCCCAGGCCCGGUUCAAUGAGUCCAGUCAGAAGUUGGACCUGUUGCGUUACUCCCUGGAGCAGCGUUUGAAUGAGCUGCCCAAGAACCACCCGAGCAGCGCGGUCAUCAUGGAGGAGCUGUCCCUACUCUCCAGUCCAGCCCUCAGUCCACGCUCCAGUUUCAUCUCCACACAGAACCAGUACAGCACAGUCACCAAGCCCGCCGCACUCACAGGGACAUUAGACGUGAGGCUCAUGGGAUGUCAGGAUCUGUUGGAGAACGUCCCAGGUCGGUCUAAAGCCGCCUCGGUCCCUCUGCCUGGAUGGAGCCCCAGCGAAACCCGCUCCUCCUUCAUCAGCAGAGCCAACCGCAACCGCAGUGUCACUUCCCGCAACCUGACCAAGAGCGACGAUCUGUCCAAUGAGAUCAGUGCAGUGCUGAAGCUGGACAACACGGUAGUGGAUCAGACGAGCUGGAGGCCAGUCAGUAACCAGGCCUGGGACCAGAAGUUCACCCUGGAACUAGACCGGUCCCGGGAGUUGGAGAUCUCUGUGUACUGGAGGGACUGGCGGUCGCUCUGUGCUCUGAAGUUCCUGCGUCUGGAGGACUUCUUGGACAAUCAGCGUCACGGGAUGUGCCUUUACCUGGAGCCACAGGGCAUGCUAUUUGCAGAGGUGACAUUUUUCAAUCCAGUCAUCGAGAGGCGGACGAAGCUGCAGAGACAAAAGAAGAUCUUCUCUAAGCAGCAAGGUAAAACGUUCCUGCGUGCUCCUCAGAUGAACAUAAACAUCGCCACGUGGGGUCGGUUGGUGCGCAGAGCCAUUCCCACAGUCAGCACCAACUCCUUCAGUCCUCAGGCAGCAGAGAGCGGCCACAGCAGCCUGCCUGGCUCGCCUACGCCAUGCAGUGACCCUCUGGUAACCAAACUGGACUUCGACAAAGAGCCUACCCCGGGACCCAAGCAUCACCCGAGCCCAGAGGACGAGGACGACCCGGAGCCGCUGCAGAGCCUGGUGCAGAACAAAGUGCCUGACAAAGAGGAGGUGCAGGACGCGCUUGCCUCAUUCGACUUCCUGAAUAAGAGGAACAGCAUCGCCGUGAAGCCCGACCUGGACCUCAGUGUGGACCAAGACGAUCCACACCAAGACCUCCAACUCACCUCCAUGCAGAAGGAUCAAGAGAUAAGGGAAGAGGAGCAGUUUCACUUCAGUCUACAGGACUUCAAGUGUGUGGCAGUGCUCGGACGCGGACACUUUGGGAAGGUGUUGUUAGCAGAGUAUAAAGCCACAGGGGAGAUGUUUGCCAUCAAAGCUCUGAAGAAAGGAGACAUCGUGGCUCGAGAUGAAGUGGACAGCCUGAUGUGUGAGAAGAGGAUUUUUGAGACGGUGAACAGUGUGCGACACCCGUUCCUGGUCAACCUGUUUGCCUGUUUCCAGACGUCGGAGCAUGUGUGCUUUGUCAUGGAGUACGCAGCAGGGGGCGACCUCAUGAUGCACAUUCACGCGGACGUCUUCUCCGAGCCGCGCGCCGUAUUUUAUGCAGCCUGUGUAGUGUUGGGAUUACAGUUCUUACAUGACCACAAGAUUGUCUACAGAGACCUAAAGCUGGACAACCUGCUGCUGGACACUGAGGGUUAUGUGAAGAUCGCGGACUUUGGCCUUUGUAAAGAAGGAAUGGGUUUCAGAGACCGCACUAGCACUUUCUGUGGGACCCCGGAGUUUUUAGCCCCUGAGGUUCUGACAGAGACGUCGUACACGCGGGCGGUGGACUGGUGGGGUCUGGGCGUGCUCAUAUUUGAGAUGCUGGUGGGAGAGUCUCCGUUCCCCGGCGACGAUGAGGAGGAGGUGUUUGACAGUAUAGUGAAUGACGAGGUCCGGUAUCCACGUUUCCUGUCCACAGAGGCCAUCUCCAUCAUGAGGAGGUUGCUGAGGAGGAGUCCAGAGCGGAGACUGGGAGCAGGAGAGAGAGACGCGGAGGAAGUCAAGAAGCAUCUGUUCUUCAGGAACAUGGACUGGAACGGCCUGCUCGCCAAGAAAGUCAAACCGCCCUUCGUCCCGAUCAUCCAAGGCGCCAACGACGUCAGCAACUUCGACGAUGAGUUCACUUCGGAGGCGCCCAUACUGACCCCACCCCGAGAGCCCCGCCCCCUUUCAGUCACCGAACAGGACAUGUUCGCGGACUUUGACUACAUCGCGGACUGGUGUUAGCAUUAGCGAACCAGCGCACUGUGAACGCCUUUUAAAUAACCCAGGGACUCUCCAAUACAGGCUUCAAUGAACUCGACUAUCUGUGCCGUUUGAAGUCUAACGAGAGCCUGAUUUUUUUACCACAAUGAAGAACAGUUUUAAGUGUUUGACCACUGCGAAUGUUCCAGAUGAACUUUACGGCAACGCUACAAUCAUGUCACUGUCUGUACAAAGUAUACUGUAUUUACGUGUAUGUUUUUAUCCUUUUUGUGUUCUGCCGAAACACUUUAAAGGUCCUAUAUUACGCAAAACUGACUCUUGUGAGCUUUAAGCCAUGUUAAAGCCUCAAAAACAUAUUUGGAGUUGUGUUUUGUUUCAUUCAUGUUUGAGUAAUGUGGCAUUAUUAGUCUGUCUACAUCUCCAAAGCUCAGAAUGCUCUGUUCAACCGUGUGAUGUCAUGAAACAGUUUUCAAGGUAACAGCUCCUUUUACCUUUUGUUUAUUAGAAAUUGGCAAUUCCAGAGUUAAAAACACACGACAUCAUAAGGUGUAACGGAGUGUUUUCUCUUUGAGAGAAGAACUUAGCCUAAAUAUGCAGUAGUUUUGCGAGUUAAACAUGUGAAUGAAACAAAACAAAGCUUUGAUGAGGAGACAGCAUUAUAACAUAGAUCAGAAAAUGGCGUAAUAUGAGCCCUUUAAGGAGCCAAAAAUGCAAGGGAGAGGUAGUUUGUGCCACCCAAACAGAACAAGAACUGCUACUUACAUGUCUGAGCCCAAAUGUUUCCAUAUAACAUAUUUUUGUAUAAUUCUGAAAGUCUUCCAUAUCAAAUGCAGACAAUCAUUUCUACCUGUAGCCUAAAGCCUAGCAGUGUUAAGUGCAUGAACUGUAUAAUUAUACUAUGGAGAAGACCGCACUGCCUUCAAGCAAAAAAUGAAAUGAGGUGUCAAAUUUAAGAAAACCCUAUUGUUGGAAUGUCAUAUGCAAUUUUACAGUGAACUGAUUGAUACUUUGCAGUAACAUCAUGCUGGGGGUGUUCAUGUUCAGCAUGUACCAUGGUGACACAAUGCACACAUUAGCAAACACUGCCAGCACAUUUUCAGGAGCCUGUGAUCAAUAUGAGCGUCCAGGACCACGGUCAUAUUUGGGUGUUUGAUUUUCAACAAAGAAGGUGAGAGAGACUAACUGAAACUGUUGGCUAAUGCCAGCUAGUAUGUGACUGUAAUUUCAUGUGAGAGACACAAAUAAUCUCACCUGUUGUUCCAGCUAAAUCAGUUCUUUAUGAUCAUAUUGUAUCAAAACAAAGCUCAGAUUAAAGUCUAAUUUGAGUAAUAGAGUUUAAGAAAGAGCAGUGCCUCCAGUUAGAAUCACAGCCCCAGAGAAUGUUGAUGACAUCAGCUGCAAAGUAUCAAUAAGCUAUUAGUUGUAGUUAAUUCAUACUUGCGACCAGUACAAUGAAUUACAAUAAGUGAGUGAUAACCAAUCAAAUAAUUGUGUAAAUUUAAAAAUUCUGUUUUUUUUUGUUUGUUUUUUUUCUUUUUUAGAGAUUAGUUUGAAAUACCAAAUGUAACAUUUUGGACCACUGAUUGGUAAUUGCAUUUUAAGAUGUAAUUUUGUUAUAACAUAAAUCUCAACAGUUUAUCAUUAUUUAACAUUAGCUGUACUCGCUGAUUGGUUUUAUUCUAAAGUUAUGCCUUGAAAGUGCCAAAGCUAAAAAAUGUUCACUAAUAUGGAUUCUGAAUAUUUGUGCUUUUUUGAUAUUGCCUUUGGAAGCGGCAGUAAUCAAAACGCUGCCACAAUGAACUAAAAAUAUAAAUGUAAAUGAGGCUAGAUCUAAUGAAUUUAUUGAUUUUUCUAUAAAUUAUUGAUCAAAUAUGACAUAUAUAAGUAGUCAGAUAAUCCGGUAUUUACCCACACCAAAACCUACUGGGACAAACCUCAGCAUUAUACCAAAUUUAGAAAUCUUUUGCAGUAAUAUUUUGGCAUAAGGAAAGAUUAAACGUAAACAUUUAAAUGUAUUUUUUUUUAGAUAAAUAUGAAGUUAUUAUAUUAAUCUCUCAGUCUAAAUGUUUGAAACAUUUUACAUUUUAAAUUAAUACAUCUAUUACGUAGAUGCCAUUUGCUGUUUGGUCCAUUAUAAUUACAUUUUAGAGCCAUUGUUGAUCUUGUCAUCUAAUUUAAAGAGGGGGUAUUAUGCAAAAUUGACCUUUUGGAGCUUUCUACCCUUUAUAACAUCCCCUCACCAAAAACAUGCAUAAAGAGGUUUUAUCUCAUCCACGCAUGUUUGAUUAAUCUAGUGAUCUCUCCCAGGCCCUACUCUAACCCUCCUGAUGGUUAGUGAAUGCUCCCAUAUGACAAGUCUCCAUAAAUAUGCAAAAGCAAUUGAUACAAAACAAUAUACUACAACUUCACAAACCUGAUACAAUGUGUAGUAGUUUCAUUAGUGCGGUGCACAACGAUUUUGUUGGGAUAGAGCUUUGAAGGGAGUGCGGGGAGCAAGGGGAGCAUCAAAAACAAACUAAUUAAACAUGUCAUGUUGUUUACGAUGAGUAUAGCAUUUUCAAAACAAUAAAAGGUAACAUGGUGAUCUACAUGUUAUGUGUUAGCAGCUAAAACCCCACAGAAGUGUAAUAGCCCCUCUUUAAUGAUAUUUACUGUCUUUUUGUCAAGAAACGCACUAUACAGUUUCAUAGCUGGUCUUUACAACAGAAAGUCUGUUCAGUGACUCAUUCUGUUUGAUGGCAAUGACAUUUCUGCUUGAUUUUUGUGUUCGUUUUGCGAUUUCCAUCAAACUGUUUAUGGACAAGCUUCAAUACCUCAACUUUAAAGACUUGUAUCUACAGCAGUACAACCAAACCCGUGUCUUCCUGAAGCUGCAAAAGUGGUUAAAAUGACAUCGACUGACAUGUUCCCUUCAUCUUGUUUCAAUUCUUGGCUCCAUUUGAACAGUCCACAAUCACUUUAAAGGAGCCUCCUAUAUUAAGACUGUAUACACACUUAAGCUGAAAGCACUAAUUCUAUCCAUAGUUUUGAAUUAUCUACGUUUUCUAAUGAUGAACAUAGAUUGUACAAAGUUGUUUUUUAUUCUUUGCUUGUUGUGCAUGUUGUCAGGACAGAUGGAUGGUACACCAUUAUCACUGAACUGUUCACACCGGUGUAAAAAGUCAAGGCAGUGCUGACAGUUGUUGCCUAUCGAAAUGCACAAUUAAACAUUUGUAAUAGUGA